Molecule: messenger RNA, 3583 nt
Organism: Nerophis lumbriciformis (worm pipefish)
Lineage: Eukaryota; Metazoa; Chordata; Actinopteri; Syngnathiformes; Syngnathidae
Gene: wdtc1
Product: WD and tetratricopeptide repeats 1
Biological process (GO): negative regulation of fatty acid biosynthetic process
Cellular component (GO): cytoplasm; Cul4-RING E3 ubiquitin ligase complex
Molecular function (GO): protein binding
Source: RefSeq, a predicted model, not a curated record
UUGCGUUUAGUGACACUGUGCAGUUUGGUCAGAUAUUGUGCUACCAAGAAUGCUAUCAACAAACUCAUAAAGAGAGUGACGUAUGACGUUCUCUCUCGUCGACAUUUCUUGAAAGGAGACAUAUCGGCGAAAGGAGGGUGUCGAGGUUUAAUUCGCACUCCUUCAACUAAAGACAUAGAGACCACCCUACCAUCUAAGGGGUGACACCUCCUGUCCAGACCCUCAUAUUUGAUGAGGUCAUGAGUAGUGUCAACAUCACCCGAGAUAUUCUGCACAGACAGAUCAGAGACAAGAGAGCAACAGGCUUUCAAAGGUUCUAUCAUGUGACUGACCCCUUAAUCAAAAGGCUGGGCCUGGAGGCUGAGCUUCAGGGCCAUACUGGCUGCGUGAACUGUCUGGAAUGGAAUGAACACGGCGAUCUGCUGGCCUCUGGCUCAGACGACCAGCAUGCUAUCAUCUGGGAUCCAUUCAGGCUCAAAAAGCUUACUACUAUGCACACAGGACAUGCAGCAAACAUAUUCUCUGUAAAGUUCCUCCCUCACUCCGGAGACAGAAUAUUGAUAACCGGUGCUGCGGACACUAAGGUCCAUGUGCAUGACCUGACAGUGAAGGAAACCAUCCAUAUGUUUUCCGAUCACACCAACAGGGUCAAACGCAUCGCCACAGCGCCAAUGUGGCCCAACACCUUCUGGAGUGCUGCAGAGGAUGGCGUCAUUCGACAGUAUGACUUGCGGGAGAGCAGUAAACGCUCUCAGGCACUGAUCAACUUGACAGAGUUCUGUGGUCAGCUGAUGGAGGCCAAGUGUUUAGCUGUCAAUCCAUGCGACAACAAUUACAUGGCAGUCGGAGCCAAUGGUCCCUUUGUACGUCUCUAUGACAUUCGGAUGAUUCACAACGGCAGAAAAUCAACAGUUUUGCGCCCAGUAUUUGACAACCUGAGCCCCAUCCCAGACAAUGCUGUGCAGUACUAUGUUGCAGGGCACCUGCCAAAGCGGCUAACGGAUUACAAUAGCCGCUUGAGAGUCCUCGUGACCACUUCUGUCACUUUCAGUCCAGAUGGAACUGAGUUGCUUGUCAACAUGGGUGGGGAACAGGUUUAUCUGUUUGAUUUAACAUGCAAACAAAGGCCAUAUACACUUCUUCUUCCACAGAUGUGCGAGCCAUCCAGAGGAGAUGUGCAGAAUGGGAAGACUACCAACGGCGUCUCCAAUGGAAUGCACUUGCCAGGCAGCCAUAUUCAAUGUACCCAAAGCAAGAUACAACUGAGCUCUACUGAGCUUCCUCCCCACUUGGAAAAGAUUAAGCAACAAGCUAAUGAUGCAUUUGCAAGACAGCAGUGGACGCAGGCCAUCCAGCUGUACAGUUUAGGAAUUCAUCAUUCCAGUUGCAACGCCAUGUUGUAUGGAAACCGUGCCGCAGCCUACAUGAAGCGGAAGUGGGAUGGAGACUACUACGACGCACUCAGAGACUGUCUGAAGGCUCUGUCUCUAAACCCACAACAUCUUAAAGCUCAUUUCAGGCUCGCACGGUGUCUCUUUGAGCUCGAAUAUGUGUCAGCGGCACAGGACUGUCUCGGCGAUUUCAAAGGAAAGUUCCCGGAGCAGGCACACAGCAGUGCUUGCAAUGCGUUGGAUAAAGACAUCAAGGCCUACAAGCCAGAAUCAGAAAAUGAGAAGCGCAACUGUCCCACCCCACUACAAAAAAUGAUUCAGAAGGAAGUAUCUGAAGAUGAGUUGGAUCAGAGAGGACAGAGUUUGGACUACAAGCACCGAUACUGUGGUCACUGCAACACGACCACCGAUAUCAAGGAGGCCAACUUCUUUGGAAGCAAAGGCCAGUAUGUUGUCAGCGGAUCAGACGACGGCUCCUUCUUUAUCUGGGAAAAGGAGACAACUAAUCUGGUUCGGAUCCUGCAGGGAGAUGAGUCUAUAGUUAAUUGCUUGCAGCCUCAUCCCAGCUACUGCUUCCUGGCAUCAAGUGGUAUUGACCCUGUAGUCCGAUUAUGGAACCCACGACCAGAGACGGAGACGGACAAUGGACGUGUGGUAGAAGACAUGGAAGGCGCGGCUCAAGCCAACCAGCGGCGAAUGAAUGCAGAUCCACUGGAGGUCAUGCUGCUCAACAUGGGCUAUCGCAUCACAGGAUUGCGUGGCGUCGGCGCAGAUGGUUCAGACGACGAGGACAGUCUAGGCCAGUGUCGGCCAAGCUAAAACAAACGGUCAGCCUUUCCGUAGAAUGGGAAGUAGGAAGAAACAAAGUGCUUUGCCACUUGCGGAUGGAAUCCUAAUUUGCACUCCGUUCCGACAAGAAACAUAACAUCUCAACACCACAGGUGGUCCUCGGGUUACGAAGGAGUUAAAACGCCUUAUUUUUAUCCCUGUGGUUGUCUUGCACACUGGAAUGGGCGUUCCAAGGGAGUGAGAGACAGGCUUAUUGGCAGGAGAAAGUGUCAAUGUAUCACUGUGAUGACUUUAAUUGUCAAGUUAUCACCGUCCAUGUCAUAUAAGAUUGUUUCAUAUCUUACCCUUGGUGAUGGCGUGGCGUCUGAGCGGCUUGCAGCAAAGUUGACUUUUGAGCAUUUUACCAUGUCUAAUUUCGCUUUUCGGUAGAAGAGUCUGCUUAAUGCAUGGGAGGUAUGAUGGAAGUUAAAACUAAAAAGAACAAACGUGAUGUCCUUGCUCAGUGUAGCAGCGUGCGAGUACGUAUUACUCAGCCUGCGUAUCCUCCCGCCGCGCGCACAUAACUAGUUCUCUUUUUGCUUUUAUACCCUGUUAAUGAUAUAUGGGAGUGCGUUCCUAACCAUCAAACAUCGUAAGACUAGAAGAACCUCAACGCAUCAUUCUUUUAAGGUAUGCUGGCCACCUCUAUCAGGGGAGAAAGUCAUGGGAGGAUGGUGAGAGCUCUUUUAAACCUGUAUUGCCAGGGAGACACUAAGCCCGGUUUGUCACAGAUGCACAGACAAGCUCAGCAAUUUUCCCUCAGGUUUAUGUUGGCAACCGCAUGUUGAAGGAGAGGCGCUCUGGUGACCUCAGUUGAGGUCCCACAGUGGCAGUGAACUCCAUGGAGGAGCAAAUCAGACCAGUUUAAGGUGCAUUGCAGCAUCUAUUGCCUGCGCUUCAGCAGCGUGCAAAGGGUACACCUUCUGGAGUCCAUUCUCUCUGUCUCUCCUUUCUCUUUUAAGGAAGCUGCAUGUUGCAAAUAGUGAAUGAGCUUUAAUCAGUUUAAAAGACAAAAAACAUAAUUUAUUUUGUUGAAGUUUGCCCACCAUCAGCUAAAUGCCCCCAAUUGUGUUCUUUGUUGUCUUUAUAACAAGAGUGUUCACGCAUUUAGUUUUAACCAGAUACAUUUUCUGAUUUCUUCAAGUUGUUGAUUGCAUAUGAAAUGUUGGUGUGAAAAAUUACAUGUUGUGUCAAAGUGGGACACAAAGGCUCAUGUAGAGUGACAAAAUGGCUGUGUGUCUUUUGGAACACACUCAUUUUAAUUCAUCAACGCACAACUUGUUUCACUUUCCUCAUACAUUUUCUUUAAAGAAUCGUGUAUUCACGUUUUUUUUCUUGCUCACAGAUAAAGAAAAUCAAUUGAA